CACAUCCAUUCUGAGGAGGGCGGUCCAUGAUGAGACUGCUAGCCUCCUUCAGCGAGCUAACAGUGUGCGGCUAGCGAGCUUUCAAAGUAUGCUGUGUAUUUCGGAACCGCCACGAUGAAUAUUACGAUGGAGUGCCAUAUACGCAUCUUUCCAGAAUAUAUUGGCCCCAUCACCAGUAACUAUAUAAAUAAUUCUUAAAGAACGAGGCUUUUCCGACUUUCAUCGAUCCAAACUUGGAUGGACUGAGCUGGUGAGCCGCUCGGGACGGACGGUAUCCUUCAGCACAAACAGACAUCAUUCACCUUGCAUAGCGAGUGCUGAGAAGAACCAGAGGAGCUUGAGAAACCUCCAAGAAGCAGGAUGCCUCCCAGGCCGUCGUCGGGGGAACUAUGGGGCAUGCACUUGAUGCCCCCGCGCAUCCUGGUGGACUGCCUCCUGCCUAACGGCAUGUUCCUCACGCUGGAGUGCCUGCGGGAGGCCACGCUGAUCACGGUGAAGCACGAGCUGUUCAAGGAGGCCCGGAAACACCCGCUGCACCAUCUGCUGCAGGAGGAGACGUCCUACAUCUUCGUCAGCGUCACGCAGGAGGCUGAGCGGGAGGAGUUCUAUGAUGAGACACGCCGGCUGUGCGAUCUCAGGCUCUUCCAGGCCUUCCUGAAGGUCAUCGAGCCUGUAGGCAACAGGGAGGAGAAGAUCCUCAAUAGGGAGAUUGGAUUUGCCAUCGGGAUGCCCAUAUGUGAGUUUGAUCUGGUGAAGGACCCGGAAGUCCAGGACUUCAGGAGGAACAUCCUGAACGUGUGCAAGGAGGCAGUGGACCUCCGGGACACCAAUGGGCCUCAUAGCCGGGCCCUCUACGUCUACCCCCCAAACGUAGAGACCUCCACAGAACUUCCAAAGCACAUCUUCAAUAAGCUAGACAAGGGUCAGAUCAUUGUGGUGAUAUGGGUGAUUGUAACGCCCAGCAACGACAAGCAGAAGUACACGCUGAAGAUCAACCACGACUACGUGCCGGAGCAGGUGAUCGCAGAGGCCAUCAAGAAGAAGACCCGCAGCAUGCUGCUCUCCCAGGAGCAGCUGAAGAUGUGUGUGCAGGAGUACCAGGGCAAGUACAUCCUCAAGGUGUGCGGCUGCGAUGAGUACCUGCUGGAGAAGUACCCUCUGAGUCAGUACAAGUAUGUGCGUAGCUGCAUUAUGCUAGGACGGAUGCCCAACCUUAUGCUGAUGGCCAAGGACAGUCUCUACUCACAGCUGCCCAUGGACACCUUCACCAUGCCCUCGUAUGCCCGCCGAAUCUCCACGGCGACGCCCUACAUGAAUGGCGAGACGGUCACGAAGUGUCUGUGGGCCAUCAACGGCACGCUGCGCAUCAGGAUACUAUGCGCCACGUAUGUCAACGUCAACAUCCGGGACAUCGACAAGAUCUACGUCAGGACAGGCAUCUACCAUGGUGGAGAGCAACUGUGUGACAAUGUGAACACGCAGCGCGUACCUUGCUCCAACCCCAGGUGGAACGAGUGGCUGAACUACGACAUGUACAUUCCAGACAUCCCGCGCGCGGCCCGGCUCUGCCUCUCCAUCUGCUCUGUGAAGGGAAGGAAGGGCGCCAAGGAGGAGCACUGUCCGCUGGCCUGGGGCAACAUCAACCUGUUUGACUACACGCACACACUGGUGGCGGGGAAGAUGGCCCUCAACCUGUGGCCUGUUCCCCACGGCCUGGAAGACCUGCUCAACCCCAUCGGUGUCACGGGCUCCAACCCCAACAAGGAAACGCCCUGUCUGGAGCUGGAGUUUGAUCACUUCAGCUGCCCCGUCAAGUUCCCCGACAUGGCCUCCAUCGAGGAGCACGCUAACUGGAACAUAUCGAGGGAGCUGGGAUACAACUAUUGCCACACCAGCCUGAGUAACAGGUUGGCGCGUGACAACCCCCUGACUGACAGCGACAACGAGCAGCUCCACUUGGUCUGUAGCAGGGACCCCCUCUCUGAAAUCACAGAGCAGGAAAAAGACUUCCUCUGGAGGCACAGACAUUACUGCUUCAACAUACCAGACAUCCUUCCCAAGCUCCUGUUGGCGGUGAAAUGGAACUCCAGAGAUGAGUCCGCACAGAUGUACUGCCUGCUGAAGGACUGGCCGGCCAUUAAGCCUGAGCAGGCAAUGGAGCUGCUGGACUGCAACUUCCCUGACCCCAAGAUCAGGGAGUUUGCGGUGAAGUGCCUUGAGAAGUACCUGACCGACGACCGGCUGUCGCAGUACCUCAUCCAGCUGGUGCAGGUUCUGAAGUACGAGCAGUACCUGGACAACCCGCUGGCUCGGUUCCUCCUGAAAAAAGCCCUGACCAAUCAGCGUAUAGGACACUUCUUCUUCUGGCAUUUGAAGUCGGAGAUGCACAACAAGACGGUGAGCCAACGGUUCGGCCUGCUGCUGGAGUCCUACUGCCGGGCAUGUGGUAUGUACCUGAAGCACCUGAGCAGACAGGUGGAGGCAAUGGAGAAGCUCAUCAACCUCACUGACCUCCUCAAGCAGGAGAAGAAGGACGAAGCCCAGAAGGUCCAAAUGAAGUUCCUGGUGGAGCAUAUGAGGAGGCCCGACUACAUGGACGCCCUGCAGAGCUUCACCUCGCCCCUCAACCCCGCCCACCAGCUGGGAAACCUCCGGCUAGAGGAAUGCAGGAUGAUGUCUUCUGCCAAGCGACCUCUUUGGCUGAACUGGGAGAACCCUGACAUGAUGUCUGAGCUCCUCUUCCAGAGCAAUGAAAUCAUCUUCAAGAACGGAGAUGAUCUAAGGCAGGACAUGCUGACGUUGCAAAUCAUCAGGAUAAUGGAGAACAUCUGGCAGAACCAGGGUCUUGAUCUCAGGAUGCUUCCAUACGGGUGCUUGUCCAUCGGGGACUGCGUGGGUCUGAUCGAGGUGGUGAGGAACUCCCACACCAUCAUGCAGAUCCAGUGCAAGGGCGGCCUGAAGGGAGCGCUGCAGUUCAACAGCCACACGCUGCACCAGUGGCUCAAGGACAAGAACCGAGGAGAGAUGUAUGACCAGGCCGUCGAUCUGUUCACGCGGUCGUGCGCAGGCUACUGCGUAGCCACCUUCAUCCUGGGCAUCGGAGACCGACACAACAGCAACAUUAUGGUGAAAGAAGACGGACAGCUGUUCCACAUCGACUUCGGCCACUUCCUGGAUCACAAGAAGAAGAAGUUUGGGUACAAGCGAGAGCGUGUGCCCUUUGUUCUGACGCAGGACUUCUUAAUAGUCAUCAGCAAAGGAACCCAGGAGUGUACCAAGACCAGGGAGUUUGAGAGGUUCCAGGAGAUGUGCUACAAGGCCUAUCUGGCCAUCCGCCAGCAUGCCAACCUCUUCAUCAACCUGUUCUCCAUGAUGCUGGGCUCCGGCAUGCCCGAGCUGCAGUCCUUCGACGACAUUGCCUACAUCCGCAAGACGCUGGCCCUGGACAAGACAGAGCAGGAGGCUGUUGACUACUUCAUGAAGCAGAUGAACGAUGCCCACCACGGUGGCUGGACCACAAAGAUGGACUGGAUCUUCCACACCAUCCGCCAGCACGCCAUGAACUGAAGCGGGCGUAGCCCCCGGGGCAGUGGCGACCACGGUGGGCAUGAGGCGAGAGCGGUUGGGACUGAAAGGAAAAGGUUCCUACACCCGGUGGAAGGAGUCGUUCCCCUUCCUCUCUUAGAAUGCCGUCUAGGGCGCCGUGACGAUCGCCGGCGUGCUUUUGUUGCCUUUUCUACUCUGCGUCUGACCCUCAGCCGUCUGCUCCGCGGAACUCUCCAAGACCCGGGGGGAGCAGGAGAGGUUCCGCUCAGAUCUUCUACCUUCUCCACAGCAGGGAAGAGGAGAGCGGGGAACAUUCAGCCUUCUUCCUGUAAGCACCGAACCAUGAGCGCACUGCUUAGUUGAUCCUUAAAACAUCAGCAUUGAAAGACAGUAUGACUUAUUCUGGUAGCCUAGCAGUUACACUAAGUUAUGUUCUACCCACUACCUAUGAGGACCUGAAGGAGGCAGAGCACAUCUCGCCUCAAUUUGGGCCUCUUUUGUCCGGAGGAUGCAUGGCAAGGAAUUGAAAAGCGGACCCGAAACAGAUCCCUGAGGUGCCCUCAAAGCCGGUCGACAGGUUGAAUCUGGAGGCAUCGGCACUUCGGCAAACGCUGCAAAGGACAGGAGGGUCGCUCUGCUGUGGACAAGGUGUUACGCAAAAAGCUGAGUUUAUUCAAAGUAUAACGUUUGACUCCCGCUGACGACUAUCACGUUUUUGUUUUGUUUCUUUUAAUGUUCGUGUCCUCCAUAUAUCCCCUCUCGUUCUACAGAUGUGGGCCUGGCCUUUUUUUUUUUACUGCAGUAUAUUCAUCCCUGGAUGCUUACUGUGCACAUAUACCUUUUUAAGUCUUUAUUUUAUACUGAGCCAAAGUCCCUGUAAGUCACCUAUACAUCAUUUGUUGUUUUUAACUCACUACUAUUCCAAUUCCAGUUUAUCUACGUAGCACUGAUCUUUUCUCCAUUUCAGUUUUUUAUUUUAUGAAAAAAAAAAAAAUGUUAUCUGUCAGUAUUAUAAUUAGUGUUUCCAGCAUUAAGUUACUUAGCGUUGCAAGGGAUGAAAUACCCAUUUCAAGGUUUGAGAAAGCUAAAGUACAUGUUUGAGUUCAGCUCUAUUCUUGUUUAUCGUUGUCCUUAUUUGGUUUCUGUGAGUGACUAAGGCACACCGUUGUUCUCAUCGUGAUGUUGUGUUACACUAUGCAAACUGUACCUUAUUUGUCUGUUCGUACUUUCCCACACAAACGUGUUCUGGUUAAGUCCUCGACAAAGUGAUGAAGUGAAACCCAGAUGACUUUCCCCACCUUGUCGCAGUCCAAGGCUAGCAUUUUAUAGACUGAACAGAGAAGAUGAAAAUGAAGAAUAAUAAGAAGAAAAAUGAACCGAUGAUACUGCGUCAUCAUCGCUGUAGAACUGGCUGCUCACGCACAGAAGGACCAUCAACCCUGCCUUUUCCAUGUUCUUAUUUGACUUUUAUUUCUGUUGUGCUGAGUCAUGACCUGUAUGGGCACCACAGCCCUCAUGGCGACCCUGUUUUAACCUGUUAACCCUCUGCUUCAAGCCUCUUCAGCUGAGAUACCGAGACGAUGUAGGUGAUUUAGAAACAAUCUACUCUACAAUCCAACCUUGUGAUCUUUAAUUCCCCGAAACCCGUUCCCAAAGAAAUAGUCUGAACCUCAAAGGGAAAUUAAAGAAUUACAUCUGAGAGUGCCCGCUGGCGUCAUGAGUUGAGGCCUUGUCUCAGCUCUACCAAAUAACACAGAAGAGAUGGACGCCUUCUUGGCCAGGCCUCACGUCUCUCAUAGAUAAACAUGUAUCUCACUAAGACCUGUGGAUGAGGGGCCGUGGACUGCCCAGGAUAGCGAUGCCUUAGUGAAUGUGUGCGUUUCCGUACAGGAUACAGACCCAAUGGGCUGGCCCCAUUCAAGAGUGUCACAUGCAGACGAUAAGAUGGAAAAAUUAUCCUAAAGUUCAAUGCCUUCCCCCCCCUACACUUUGUCUUUGUAUGUGGUUGCUUUGGUCAUUUUAUCGCUGCAUCAUGCAUGAGGUCCCGAGUGCGAUUGUCUUUUGGUUGACCUGAUGUUUACUUGAAUUUCAUGUUAAAAGAAAGAAAAAUGACCUUGUUACUUGUACUUGUGUGUGGUACUACAAUGUCACGAUGAAGGUAACUUAUACCGAAAAAACGUGCAAAUGCUUUCCUUGAAUAACGCUACAGAGGUAAUAUAUUUUUGUAUUUUAAAACGUAUAGGCAGAGGAGCUGAUGUCUGUUGAAAUCGGCGAAAGAUGGAAGGAAGAAAUAAAUAAAUAAAAAAUAAAAACUAAGUUGGAGUCGUGCAUUGUGUGAAGCGGUUCUCUUAGUGAAACCAAGUAGACGGCUCCUAGCUGUCGAAACGAUAUGAAACGAUAUGAAUCCUAACUGUUGAAGGACGGGUCUUUGAAAAGUGCAGAGUGUUGUUGUGCAGAGAGAGAUCUGAGCUCAGUAAGGGGUUGCCCUGCAUGUUUUAUGUUUUUGUUUGUUGUAAAGGACACAUCAUCCAUAUGAUACAUCUAUUCAUGUGUACAUUUCCAUAACACCUCUUAGAAUGAUCUUGUCAACCCACUUCCCUCCCCUAUUCCUCUUAUGAACCCAUGUCUGACAAAAGUAUUAAUUCAUAAACUCAUUGUACUGUUAAAUAAAAAAUAUUUGUCUUUAUUGAAA
Gadus macrocephalus (Pacific cod) is the source of this 6238-nucleotide messenger RNA. Its product is annotated as phosphatidylinositol 4,5-bisphosphate 3-kinase catalytic subunit alpha isoform. Gene Ontology annotation, biological process: phosphatidylinositol-3-phosphate biosynthetic process; phosphatidylinositol 3-kinase/protein kinase B signal transduction; cell migration. The coding region runs from base 361 to 3567 and encodes 1068 amino acids. The transcript has 21 exons. NCBI's taxonomy places the organism in Eukaryota, Metazoa, Chordata, Actinopteri, Gadiformes, Gadidae. Gene Ontology annotation, molecular function: 1-phosphatidylinositol-3-kinase activity; 1-phosphatidylinositol-4-phosphate 3-kinase activity. The record is from RefSeq and is a predicted model, not a curated record. Gene Ontology annotation, cellular component: phosphatidylinositol 3-kinase complex, class IA; plasma membrane; cytoplasm.